CAGGCAUCUUUUCUUUUAAACGCCAAAUUACUAAGGCAAGAAUCGUCAAGUUCCGGUUAGCGGUAGAAGAGCUUGUCCUAAGAAAACCACUCGUUCCGAAACCACAACUAACAUCAUUCAAUAAUAUCAACACCGUACACACUCAACUCCUCCGAAAACACAUUCACGAUGUCUUGGCUCGGUGUUACUCCCCUUAAGAAAUUUCCGGCGCCAGUCCUCAAGCCCUUGGCCCCUUUCUUCGCUGCCGGUCUAAUCAUCGCCUACGGUGUCAACUCCGCGCAAAAUGCCAUGAUGAAGUCCGACGAAUGGAAGAACGACCCUCGCAACCCGUAUGCUAAGUCAAAAGGACAUUAGAGAUAUGGUGGACUUGGAGAAAGUGGCGUAUCAUUCCGAACGAGAAGCAUCAUAAACGGUCAAACUGGACGAAUCAUCAUUCCGUUAGCCGAACAAAGCAGGAUUGUACUAUAAAUUACGCGCUUACGUCGAAUCAAGAGCUUCGUCUACAGCCAACACCUAUCUCUAUGUUGGGUUCUGUUUCAACUAUUGAACUUAAGAGGAACAUAUGAUAUGUUGUUUCCAUUGCGCUCGCUUGUGCGAUAUCGUUCCAUGGACUCCACAAACUACUAGGGAGGUAUUGUAUCAGCCUCAUAUUUGAAAUUGUGGGCACAACAUGAUAUUGUGAAAAUCCUAUUCGUCCAGGUCAUAAUUCUGAGCCUAUUCAAACUCAACGGCUCUAUUAUUAAACAUACGAGAAUGUCAACGCCACUGGGGUAACCGACUGCGGAGUACCAAAAGUUGACUUAUAUCUAAUAUCUCAUCAAUAGAUUUCCAGAAUAAACAUCCUAUGCUUCUA
Molecule: messenger RNA, 853 nt
Organism: Annulohypoxylon maeteangense
Lineage: Eukaryota; Fungi; Ascomycota; Sordariomycetes; Xylariales; Hypoxylaceae
Product: putative mitochondrial F1F0 ATP synthase subunit Atp18
Exons: 4
Coding region: 169-354 (61 amino acids)
Biological process (GO): proton motive force-driven ATP synthesis
Molecular function (GO): proton transmembrane transporter activity
Source: RefSeq, a predicted model, not a curated record